Chaetomium fimeti is the source of this 2496-nucleotide messenger RNA. RefSeq lists its product as uncharacterized. The transcript has 2 exons. Gene Ontology annotation, molecular function: DNA-binding transcription factor activity, RNA polymerase II-specific; zinc ion binding. NCBI's taxonomy places the organism in Eukaryota, Fungi, Ascomycota, Sordariomycetes, Sordariales, Chaetomiaceae. The coding region runs from base 1 to 2496 and encodes 831 amino acids. Gene Ontology annotation, biological process: regulation of DNA-templated transcription. The record is from RefSeq and is a predicted model, not a curated record.
AUGACCUACGACUUCACCACCGCUGGGGGAGAAGCCGCACUGUUGGAGCAGCUUGUGUUUGACCACCGCGACCGCUACUCUUAUCCCGCUGUUUCCUCGGCCGCCCCGUCUCAGGAUCUCUCCUCGACCGCCCUGACCACCAUGCCGCAGACGAGCCGUCAAAGCUUGAGCCCGGUCACGAACUGGUUGCCCCUCGAUCUGACCGGCACCGUGAGCGCGCCCAUGUCGAUCCAUUCGCCUAACUCGGCCAGCGGCUCGCCCUCAUCCCCAGAUGACCAGAGCGCCCGUUCGCCAGGGCAUCAGAGCAGCACGAUGUCGAGCCCGCUCCAACAACAGCCGUCCCCGUACCAGACAGCCGCUCACACACAUCCCACGGGCCUCAUUCCGGACUGGUCUCUUCCGCUGCAGGCCCAGCAGCAACGGGCUGCUGAACUCUCGCAGUUCAUCCAGGACCCUGCCUUGAUGAACUUCAAUCCCUAUGCGUCCAACUUCCAGCCCGCUCAGAUGGAAUAUCUUCCCGCGACCACACAGGCCUCGCUCGACGCCAGCCUCGGGCUAGAACCGGCAUUCAUGCCACCGAUGGAUCCCGCUUCGCGGGUAAUGCAAUGGGGGCCAAACUGGCAGGAUUUCGAUCAGUCACUCAACUUUCAGCAGCAUGACGGCCUCCCCCGUGUGGGGAGGAGUCUGGGGAGCCAUUCCCCAACAGGCACAUUCCUCGAGGUCCUGUCAUUGGGCUCGAGCAGCGACAAUGGUUGGACAUCGGUGGAAAUGUAUCCCAACUGCGAUACCUUUACCCAGCCCCAGCAUUCCCAAAACCAGGCAAUUUUCAACCCGAGCCAAACGCUGCAUUUGAGGACGAACUCGGAUUCCUCGACGUCUGACGCCAACUCGCUCGAGUACGGCUACGAAGAGGUUGCCUUCCCUUACUCUCCCUUCUCGCCGGGCUCCGACGGCUUCGUGGACCCCACGAACAGCCACCGCAACUGCUUACACGGAGAGCAUCACCACCACGCAUCGACAUCUCCGGAACUAAUCAGCCCCACCACGGCCGUGGCGCCCUUGCCCAUCAAGACUGUGACGCCCACUCGGCCCGUGGUCGCUAACGGGUCUAGCGGCUCCGGGUCUACGUCCCCCCCGUCGCGGCGGAAUUCGGGGACUAGGAAGAGCCCUAUCGCCAAGGCCACAAAACCCGUCAUCCGGAGGACAUCGACAGGGAAGAAGGAUGGCACUGGCGAGAAGAAGGUGGGCAGGCGGCGCGGCCCCUUGCUCCCGGAGCAACGCAAGCAGGCUAGCGAGAUUCGGAAACUCAGGGCGUGUCUUCGGUGCAAAUUCCUCAAGAAGACGUGCGACAAGGGCGAGCCUUGUGCGGGCUGCCAGCCUUCUCACGCUCGCCUGUGGCAGGUUCCUUGCACGCGGAUUGAUAUCAAGGACAUUGGCUAUUUCAUGAAGGACUGGAAGGCCGAUUACGAGCGCCAUCUCGGCCGCGGCAUGUCGGUGUUCAACGUGAAGGGUUUCGCGCAGAAGGAGACGCUGAUGUGGAUUACGCACGGUUACGGCUUCUGCCUCCCGGUCCUGGUCCGUGAGGUGUACGUGGCGGAUGAGAGCUGCUUCCAGCUUGACUGGGUUGAGUCGACCCUCCAAGAUCAAGAUCCCAUUGAUUUCGAGAUCCGCACCGAGCGCCUUGAUGUUGGCCAGGAAGGCAUCUCGAUGGAAGCCCUGCACGAGUACCUCGACAAGCACAUCGACGAGGGCUUUGAGCAGUUCAUCGACGACCAUUUCGAGGGCACUCCUUUCAUCACCGACAUUUUCAAGACCGCAUACCGGUUCUACACCAAGGAGAGACUCCCCGUUAUCCGCAAGGCCCUCAAGCUUGUUGUGGCCUACAACCUCACCCUGCACAUCACCAUGGUCGAGCAACCGCAAACAGAAGAGCCGAUGGAGGGUCAGAUCGAUGACGAGGACUCCAAGUACUACGGCAAGGUCGUUGCUCCCGUCAUGAUCAACUUCCAGAUCAAGUGCGCCAUGGCCGACAUGUGGCGUGAGUUGCAGAAGGAUAUUCUCGAGGAGCUUUCGGCUCUCUACUCGAGCGUUUACAGCGGAGAGCGGUUGAAGAACUGGCCCACCAUCUUCAUGCUCGCUUCCAUCCUGCUGGCUGUCUGGGAAGAGAUUCAGUUCGAUUGCCACUACCGGGUCCCCGACCCGGUCGCCGUCGACAAGUUCUGCAGCGACAUGGAGACCGUGCCUGUCGGCGUUAUCGUCGGCCUGUUCCACGCCAUCUCCCAGAAGCUCCCGGCCUUCACCGAGUGGGACACCCGGAGGCACGGCCAGCUGCUCAACAACAACCCCGCUGUCUGCGACGCCAUGACCGAAGUACGGCAGCAUGUCAUUAAGCAUGAGGCAUAUCUGAGGACGCGCUCCGAAUCCAAGUUUGACCGCUACGACUUCGACUCGUUAUCAAACAAGCUGCUUUCGAAGCUGGUCAUCCGGUCCAACUAG